AUGGUGGCCCAGGCAAAACCCGGGAUCACAGACAUCCGUCGUACGGAUGGAUCCAUUACGGAUGGCAACAAGGUUGCAGCUAAUACCCUGGCUGAGUACGACUCUACGGUAUUCGGCCCAGAACUUGUUAGUCAAAAGGACGAUAGCGGUCUUCCCGAAGUAGACUCCAUACCUAGCAGUUUCAUGGAACCGGUGUCGUUUUCCACUGCACAGGUUGGAAUAAAACUGGCAAGUCUCGUAGCUAAAAGGUCACCAGGACUUCACGAGAUACCACCCAUCCAACUGCAGUAG
Molecule: messenger RNA, 291 nt
Organism: Echinostoma caproni
Lineage: Eukaryota; Metazoa; Platyhelminthes; Trematoda; Plagiorchiida; Echinostomatidae
Source: the annotation of a GenBank genome assembly